UACUAAAAUUUAAUUUAAAAAACCAAACAGGCCCUCGUCCAUUCAGUUGCAUACUUGCUUGCAUUGGCUAGGCCUAGCUGGACCACACCAGACCGGACCACCCAGCAGCUAGAGCUACUAGUCUUCAACUUCUUCUUCUUCUUCUUCCCCUUGAUCUGAUGAGCUAGCGUCCUUCUCCUCCCAUCCUUGCCUUGAUCCCCGGCCUCCUCUAUCUGCUUGCCUCUCGCCUCUCGCAUUGCAUUGGUCUAUCCAUUAUAUGUAUUGAGAGAAGAAGAAGCAGCAGCAGCAGCAGCGUGGUACUAGCUGUACCUCCUCCAUCAUAUCGGUCGAUCACAUUCAUUAUAUAUAUUCCAAACAAUGCGGCACGCGGCAGACAGCAGGAAGAAGAAGCGGAGGAGGAGGAUGAGUAUGAGUCCACCAUUCCCAUCCUCCUCCUCCUCGAGAUCUGCUGCUGCUGCUGCUCCAUGUCAAUGGUGCUGCUACUCCCAGUCCCAGUCCCAGCAGCAGCUGAUGCUCCUCCUUGCACUUGCACUUGCGCUCCUCCUUCCUCAUCUGGCGGUGGCGGGGAGGAUGGCGAGGAUCCAGAGCCAUCUGGACAGGAUCAACAAGCCCGCCCUGCGCUCCAUACGCAGCGUGGACGGGGACACCAUCGACUGCGUGGCGGCGCACCAGCAGCACGCUCUGGACCACCCGCUCCUCAAGGGGCACACCAUCCAGGCGGAGCCGACCGAGAUGCCAGCCAGCCGCAGAGGACUUGCAGCUGCUGCUGAUGCGAAGACAGGCAGCAGCAGCAGAGGGGGCGCCUGGCAGACCUGGCACCACGGCGGUCACUGCCCCAGGGGCACGGUGGCCGUCCGUCGGACCACCGCCGCCGACGUGCUGCGCGCCGGCUCCAUCUCCCGCUUCGGGUGCAAGAAGAGGAAGAAGAGAUCGUCCGUGGACGCCGCCCGCGCGGCCAAUGCGCCGGACGUCAUCUCCGGCAACGGGCACGAGCACGCCAUCGCGUACACGGCGCCUUCUUCGCAGCAGCAGCAGCCGGUGUAUGGCGCCAAGGCCACCAUCAACGUUUGGGAUCCGGCCAUCCAGGAAUCCAACGGCUUCAGCCUCUCCCAGCUCUGGAUCCUAUCCGGCUCCUUCAACGGCUCCGACCUCAACAGCAUCGAAGCGGGAUGGCAGGUCAGCCCUGAGCUGUACGGGGACAGCAGGCCGAGGCUCUUCACCUACUGGACAAGCGACGCGUACGAGGCUACCGGGUGCUACAACGCGCUGUGCCCGGGGUUCGUGCAGACGAGCUCCCGCAUCGCCAUCGGCGCGUCCAUCUCGCCGGUGUCGUCGCCCGGCGGCGCGCAGUACGACAUGACGCUGCUGGUGUGGAAGGACCCCAAGCUGGGCAACUGGUGGCUCAGCUACGGCGACCAGCUCGUGGGCUACUGGCCCGCCCAGCUCUUCACGCACCUCUCCGACCACGCCACCAUGGUCGAGUGGGGCGGCGAGGUCGUCGACACCAGGCCCGGCGGCGUGCACACAGCCACCCAGAUGGGCUCCGGACGCUUCGCCGCCGAGGGGUUCGGCCGGGCCAGCUACUUCCGGAACCUGGAGACGGUGGACGCCGACAACAGCCUGGCGGAGGUGCCGCUGGACGCCAUCCAGACGCUGGCGGAGGACGCCGCCUGCUACGACAUACGCAAGGCCUACGACGACGACGACGACGGGCACUCUGCUGGAUCUGGCGGCGGCUGGGGCACCCAUUUCUACUACGGAGGCCCGGGACACAACCCAGCAUGCCCUUGAACGAAUCCCUUGCUGCUAAUUAUAUUAGCUAGGAGUACUCAUCUUACUACGACUCUGAUAUUGCAUCGAUCAAACUGCUAAUUGAUUUUUCUGCAUGCUGCAUAUGUAAUCCCGAGCAAGCUAAGGAUGGAUUUCUUUCUGUUU
This is a messenger RNA of Panicum hallii, 1935 nucleotides long. RefSeq lists its product as uncharacterized. The transcript is spliced from 4 exons. The record is from RefSeq and is a predicted model, not a curated record. Bases 358 to 1791 code for a protein of 477 amino acids. Lineage: Eukaryota; Viridiplantae; Streptophyta; Magnoliopsida; Poales; Poaceae.